AUAACCUCAAUUUUGAAAAAUUCAAUAAGUGAUACUAAUCUAUACAAAGAUGUUUCGAAGAUCAAUUAGUUUUUGUAUAACGCGAUUUUAUUGUCAAGGAAUUGCUCAACCUUUAAGAAGCAGAAAACCUAAAUCACAAAGUGUUAAAGCACAACAUUUUAUAGAUUUUAAACGAAUAAAAGCUUUAGGCGGAUCUGGAGGAGAUGGUUGUAUAUCAUUUUUACAUUUAUGGAGUAACGAGUUUGCUGGUCCAGAUGGUGGAGAUGGAGGUCAUGGGGGACAUGUGGUAUUAAAAGCAUCCAUGGAUGUGAAGGAUUUAACCCAUGUUUUGUCAAUUCUUAAAGCUGAACCAGGAGAGAGAGGAUCUAACAAGGAUUGCAAUGGCAAAAAUGCAGAUCAUUUCAUUGUUAAUGUGCCAAUUGGUACUGUUGUUAAGAAUGAACGAGGCAAAGUUAUAGCAGAUUUAUCUGAGGAAGGGUUGAUGUUUGUUGCUGCUCGUGGUGGAGCAGGAGGUAAAGGAAACCAUUUCUUUAUAUCAGAUACAAUGCAGGCCCCAGAGAUAUGUGAAUAUGGAGCUAAAGGGGAACAAUUGGAGUAUAGUAUUGAGCUUAGGAGUAUGGCCCAUAUUGGAAUGAUUGGUUUUCCAAAUGCUGGUAAAAGCACGUUACUGAGAGCAAUAUCAAGAGCCAGACCAAAAGUUGCACCUUAUCCAUUCACAACUUUAAAACCCCAUUUGGGAAUGAUACAAUAUGACGACUAUGAGCAAAUAGCUGUGGCUGAUCUUCCUGGUUUAAUACCAGAUUCUCAUAAAAAUAAGGGUCUUGGCAUUCAAUUCUUAAAGCACGCGGAACGUUGUUCGGGUCUGCUUUUUGUAAUUGAUGUGUCGAACGAGAAUCCUUGUGAUCACUUAGACACUUUAAAAUACGAAUUAUCACAAUUUAGCGAUGAACUGAUCCAAAGACCACAAUUAAUAGUUGCAAACAAAAUUGAUAUACCUGGAGCGUUCGAUAACGUAAAAAUCUUAAAAGACAGUACAGAUAUUCCUGUAAUACCUGUAAGUGCAAAAAUAGGAACUAAUUUAAGUGAGCUUUUACAGGAAAUUAGAAGGAUGUACGAUAAAAACAAGUAAAAAGCUUUAUUAAAG
Molecule: messenger RNA, 1144 nt
Organism: Nicrophorus vespilloides
Lineage: Eukaryota; Metazoa; Arthropoda; Insecta; Coleoptera; Silphidae
Product: mitochondrial ribosome-associated GTPase 2
Exons: 3
Coding region: 50-1129 (359 amino acids)
Cellular component (GO): mitochondrion
Molecular function (GO): GTPase activity; GTP binding; magnesium ion binding
Source: RefSeq, a predicted model, not a curated record